GUGUGCUAGAACGUUAAAGUGUCCACUACUCUCGUGCAAGGACUUAUUGUUUAACCAUGAAUUCACGGUGUUUGUUAGUGCUAGCAGCCGCCCUCGGCGUGGCGGUCGCCCAAGAAUCCUUCAAAUGCCCAGACGACUUCGGUUUUUACCCACACCACAUCUCUUGUGACAAAUACUGGAAAUGUGACAACGGAGUCGCGGAAUUGAAGACCUGCGGCAACGGACUUGCCUUUGAUGCCACAGACUCAAAAUACUUGACUGAGAACUGUGACUACCUCCACAAUGUUGAGUGCGGUGAAAGGACACAACUUGAACCCCCAGUUGGAACUACCCACUGCUCGAGGCUGUAUGGUAUCUUCGCUGAUGAAGCUAAAUGCGACGUUUUCUGGAACUGUUGGAAUGGCGAAGCUUCCCGUUACCAGUGCAGCCCCGGACUUGCCUACGACAGAGAAGCCCGUGUGUGCAUGUGGGCUGACCAAGUCCCUGAGUGCAAGAACGAGGAAGUAGCGAACGGUUUCUCUUGCCCCGCCCCCGGAGAAGUUUCCAACGCUGGAUCCUUUAGCCGUCACGCCCACCCAGAAGACUGCCGCAAAUACUACAUCUGCUUAGAAGGAGUAGCUCGUGAAUACGGAUGCCCCAUUGGCACCGUCUUCAAGAUCGGCGAUGCUGACGGCACCGGUAACUGCGAAGAACCUGAAGAUGUUCCCGGAUGUGAAGAUUACUACGGAGACGUUGACCUGAAGGCACUCAAGAAGCUUGGAUUCUGAAUGUCGAGGAGCGACUCGAAGGACAGACUGAAGCUCAACCCUUUCGACUUGCUUAGAAGGUGAAGGCCUCUUCUUGAAAAAAAAUAUAUUAAUUUAAUGAUAUUUAUUACACUAUAAAAAUGUUCAAAUGUUAUUUAAAAAGGUUUUUAGUCCGUCCGUCUAUCAUAUAGUGUAGUAGUUCAAGAAUGUUCCAUGAUGUCUCACGGGAGCGAAUUGCGGUGUAGCGCAUAUAAUAAGGAUUAUAAAAUAUGAGUAUGACGAGUACUAGUCGACGUACAAAAAAGGUAAACCGAUACUCAGAUGAAUACAAUCUUAGAUGAAAUAUUAAAUGCAACUUGUUUGAAUAUCCGGUUGUUUCUGAUGUUUUUAUAAUGACCAGAGUACAGAAAUCACUCAAAUAAGUAUCAGAAUUUGUUUUCAAUAAUCGGAUUUCAGAAUAAACUGUACUGACUUCUGUUUGUAAAUAUUGCUUGCAAUCUCCAAAUAACUUCAUCUAAAAUACAUUUCAAGUUUGCAUCACACCAUUCCGAAAGCAUCAUUAUUUAAAUGAAAUAAAUAAAAUCCAGUAAAAGGUUAUUAUGUCUAUUAUGGAAAUCCCGUACAGUUCUCUAAUCGUUCUAAAAUGGCACGUAGUUACGUAACAACGUACUACGUACGUUUCUGUGUAUAUGUGGUUAAAUUUUUCUUGUUAGUGUAUUAAAAGUUAACACAGAUAACCGCUUAAAUGAUAACCAACCAAUGCCCUGUUAUGCAAACUGCUUCCGUGGGACAAAACUAAGAUUCCAUGGUCUGUCUGAAGAGGCGCUCGAGUUUGGACAAAAUCGGAAAGUUCAAAGACUUUUAUUUUUCAAAAGUCUUAAACAUUUUGUAAACUCAAAAAAAUAUAGUCCUUUUUUGACAUAAGAUUAAAUUCCAUUUAAUUGCUGCCAAAAAAUAAAUGAACUAUCACUGGAAUUACUUUGACAUAGUACCGCUGCAGGUAGGUGCUGUGUCGAAAUGAAAUAAUUUAGUCAUUUAACUUUAGUUGUAAGUUACAGUUAAGUUAAUUUUCAUGGAUUAGUGUAAAUAAAGUUUUUAA
Pararge aegeria (speckled wood butterfly) is the source of this 1845-nucleotide messenger RNA. RefSeq names its product protein obstructor-E (gene Gasp). The record is from RefSeq and is a predicted model, not a curated record. NCBI's taxonomy places the organism in Eukaryota, Metazoa, Arthropoda, Insecta, Lepidoptera, Nymphalidae. Gene Ontology annotation, molecular function: chitin binding. Gene Ontology annotation, cellular component: extracellular region. The transcript has 5 exons. The coding region runs from base 57 to 767 and encodes 236 amino acids.